AUGGAUCCUUCACAGAGGAAUCUCUACAAAGAUGUGAUGCUGGAGACCUGUAUGAACCUCACUGCUAUAGGCUACAACUGGGAAGAUCUUGAAGUUGAAGAACAUUGUCAAAAUUCUCGAAAACAUGGAAGGCGUGAAAGAAGUCAUACUACAGAAAAAUCAUCUGAACACACUCAGUGUGGUCAAGUCUUUGUACAUCACAGUCAUCCUCCAAGGUAUAAAGAAAUACAUACUGGAGACCAACACUAUGAAUAUAAUCAAUAUGGUAAAGUCUUUGCAUACUCCACUCAUAUUCAAGUACAUAAAAGAACACAUGCUGGAGAGAAACCCUAUGAAUGUAAUCAGUGUGGGAAAGCUUUUGCUUAUCACAAUCAUCUUCAAGGGCAUGAAAGAACACAUACUGGAGAGAAACCCUAUGAAUGUAAUCAGUGUUGUAAAUCCUUUGCUUAUCACAAUACUCUUCAAAGGCAUAAAAGAACACAUACAGGAAAGAAACCCUAUGAAUGUAAUCAGUGUGAUAAAGCUUUUACUCCUUUUGCUCAUCACAGUACUCUUCAAUUGCAUGAAAGAACACAUACUGGAGAGAAACCCUAUGAAUGUAAUCAGUGUUGUAAAUCAUUUGCUUAUCACAAUACUCUUCAAAGGCAUAAAAGAACACAUACAGGAAAGAAACCCUAUGAAUGUAAUCAGUGUGAUAAAGCUUUUACUCGUCACAGUACUCUUCAAUUGCAUGAAAGAACACAUACUGGAGAGAAACCCUAUGAAUGUCAUCAGUGUGAUAAAGCAUUUGCUCGUCAUAGUUAUCUUCAAGGGCAUGAAAGAACACAUACAGGAAAGAAACCCUAUGAAUGUAAUCAGUGUGAUAAAGCUUUUACUCGUCACAGUACUCUUCAAUUGCAUGAAAGAACACAUACUGGAGAGAAACCCUAUGAAUGUCAUCAGUGUGAUAAAGCUUUUGCUGGUCAUAGUGAUCUUCAAAGGCAUGAAAGAACACAUACUGGAGAGAAACCCUAUGAAUGUAAUCAGUGUGGUAAAGCUUUUGCUCGUCACAGUACUCUUCAAUUGCAUGAAAGAACACAUACUGGAGAGAAACCCCAUGAAUGCAAUCAGUGUGGUAAAUCUUUUGCUUAUCACAGUAAUCUUCGAGUACAUGAAAGAAUACAUACUGGAGAGAAACCCUAUCAAUGUAAUCAGUGUUGUAAGUCCUUUGCUGAUCACAAUGCUCUUCAAAGGCAUAAAAGAACACAUACUGGAGAGAAACCCUAUGAAUGUAAUCAGUGUGAUAAAGCUUUUGCUCGUCACAGUACUCUUCAAUUGCAUGAAAGAACACAUACUGGAGAGAAACCCUAUGAAUGUAAUCAAUGUGGUAAAGCUUUUGAUCGUCACAGUACUCUUCAAUUGCAUGAAAGAACACACACUGGAGAGAAACCCUAGGAAUGUAAUCAGUGUCAGAAAGCGUUUGCUCGUCAUAGUUAUCUUCAAAGGCAUGAAAGAACACAUAAUGGAGAGAAACCCUAUGAAUGUAAUCAGUGUUGUAAAGCUUUUACUUAUCACAGACA
Molecule: messenger RNA, 1559 nt
Organism: Peromyscus eremicus (cactus mouse)
Lineage: Eukaryota; Metazoa; Chordata; Mammalia; Rodentia; Cricetidae
Product: zinc finger protein 431-like
Exons: 4
Coding region: 1-1434 (477 amino acids)
Biological process (GO): regulation of transcription by RNA polymerase II
Molecular function (GO): RNA polymerase II cis-regulatory region sequence-specific DNA binding; DNA-binding transcription factor activity
Source: RefSeq, a predicted model, not a curated record